UACUAACGAUGUACAACCAUGUACAAUAGUUAUUUUGUCUGUUUGCAACCCUCCAUUGCCUGAAGUAGAUUAGGGUGGCAGCUCGACUGUAGGUAACUCCGACUGGCUGUAAGUAGACAGGAACCAUCCCCUCUCAUUCACCAUCAUUUUUGCAAUUGCGUGGCCAGCACACGUCAACGUGAAUAAUAAAUCUCGUCAUUUUUAAGUCGGAAAUUCGAAGUCAUGCGUUUACUAGUGUUGUGAUAAGAUUUCUGCAAGUUGUAAAGUGCUACUCACAACAUUACAUUACAUUACGAAUAUUUGCAACUUGUUAAAAUGAGUUCAGGAUUUAUUUCGGAGGCUGAAUUGGCCGAGCGGAGGAAGAUACGUCAAGAAGAAUGGGACAAAGUGAGGACAGCUGACCAACCGGCUGAGGUUUCGGAGGAAAAAGUAGAUCAUAGGUCGCUCUACGACAGACUUCAGGAGCAGAAAAACAAAAAGGAUAUGGAGUAUGAGGAGGCACACAAGCUAAAAAACAUGAUAAAAGGUUUGGACGACGAUGAAGUUGAAUUUUUGGAUCUCGUCGACCGCACAAAGCUGGAGGAGGAGCGGAAGAAGCACUUGGAGGAGCAGGAAGAGAUGCGUGAAUUUAAGGCACGAGUUGCCACCCUCCAAGAGGAAUCACUGAAUGAGAGAUUGAAGCAGGAAUUGAAAAAACCACAAGGUACAAGUAAAACUACGUCCGGAGGAAGUGGCAGGAAUUCACAACAUCAAUUAUUAGCGGGGGUUGUUGUUAAGAAACAGGAAACAUCACCAACAGAUAGCUCCAAAGGAUCCAAAAGAAAGUUAUCAGAUACCGAUUGGAGUGCGAACUUGGAGACAACUCAGAAUGGGACAACACUAUCCCCGAAAAUGCAUCAUCCAUCGGCGUUUAAAUGCAUUGGUAUUCUGCCUGGUCUUGGCUUCUACAACGACUCAAGUGACAGCGACUGCAAUUCUGACUCCGAGCCCGAGACCGGGCGCCCUAAGUAUGACAUCUUGGGAAGAAAGAUAACUAUUCCAGAUGAAGACAAAUAAACAAUGAAAACUCGCAUGAUAAAAAUCAUUCCACCAAAUUACAAGCGGAAAGCGUCAAAUGUCUUAUAUUGAUAUUUUUUUUGUUUGUUUUCCAAUAAAAAAUCACGUGUCAUUCAGA
Molecule: messenger RNA, 1174 nt
Organism: Diachasmimorpha longicaudata
Lineage: Eukaryota; Metazoa; Arthropoda; Insecta; Hymenoptera; Braconidae
Product: PSME3-interacting protein
Exons: 5
Coding region: 316-1056 (246 amino acids)
Cellular component (GO): nucleus
Source: RefSeq, a predicted model, not a curated record